Procambarus clarkii (red swamp crayfish) is the source of this 4152-nucleotide messenger RNA. Lineage: Eukaryota; Metazoa; Arthropoda; Malacostraca; Decapoda; Cambaridae. The record is from RefSeq and is a predicted model, not a curated record.
ACUUCAACUUGGCAAGAGGGAAGCGGACCCUUCAGAGCUCAACCCUGUGGUCGUACGCGCCCGAGAUGGCGGUCGAUGGCAACCCUGACACGUGUUCCUUCACCCCUAGAGGACCCGAACCCCGGUGGUGGCAGGUCCACCUCGGCCACAAGUUUAAUGUCAUCAGUGUUGGCGUCACCAUUAGCCCAGGGUCGAUGCAGGAGUUUACGAUCUACGUGAUAGAAUUGCUGACGGACAACAAGGCGCUCUACAAGCCCUGUACGACAUUCAAGGGUGUUUUCCAGACCCACAAGGCCCUCUUCCAGUGCAACGAUGGCCUGGGCCACCCAGGACAGUUUGUGUACAUCCGCGACGACAGGGAGGAGCAGGAGUACUUUGGUCUGUGUGAGGUGGAGGUCUUCGCUUUCAGAGAGCGAAUCCCAUGUGGAGAGCCAGAGGUUCCAGUUGAGGGGGAGGUGAUCCGCCAGGGGGAGGCCAAGGCAGAGUACUCCUGCAGAUCGGGCUUCAGGCUUGAGGGCGACCAAGUUCUCACUUGCUCCUCCAAGGGCAAGUGGCAAGGGCAAACUCCCAGGUGCAAAGAGUCGCAGUGCCCAGCUCCUUCCCAUGUCACUCAUGGGUUUAUAGAGGUAGCCAACUUCCGUGGAGUCUAUGGCUAUGGCACAGUGGCCACAUAUACCUGUAACCCCGGCUACAUCCUCAAAGGAAAUACCACCCGCACUUGUGACCAUACUGGCAAGUGGACAAACGAAGCUCCUAUCUGUCAAGCUGUGACAUGUGGGCCACCCCCAGUGUUCCCUCAUGCCCGCCACACCCUCAUCAAUGGCUCAACGAACUGGAAUGGUAUCGCUGUCUACACCUGCAGUGAUGGCUACAGGCUCCACAGAGACACAGGUGACACAGUAACCACAUGUUUAGACAUUGGUGCCUGGAACUUCAUCAAUGUAACGUGUGUACAGAUAGAAAUGCCGCUUCCAUCUGUAUCAGGCGGGCGGCGAGGAGAGGGACGUUCCCUCACCUACGACCUAUCAAAGGUUCCUCCUGCAGAGUCCCAGGGAACACAAGGACUCAUAGUGGCCCUGGCUGUAGUGGCAGGUCUCCUGACUGCUGCUAUGUUGGUUGUUGGGACCCUGCUAGCGAGGCGCCACCUUAUUUCUGGUCCUGGUUCACUCCGCUCGCUGGUUAGGUCAACGCCGACCAAAGACACAACACUUUAUGGUGUCAUGGUAGGACCCAGACACAAUGACGGUGCUGUAACUGUAAGUAACACCAGCAUUGUGGGGAGUAGUGAGAGGCCUGUGGUAGGAAAUCCAGUGCCAGUGGAGCCAGGUAUAAGAUCAUCUUUGUAUCAACAGAAUAUUCUCUCAAAUUUGCCUUUAAGGCCAGAUGAUCAUGUGACCUCAAUCACAGAGUCGGAGUUUGAUGAUGAUCCAAACUAUGCCCACAUUAAUGGUCAGGAACCACCGUAUGAACGCGUGCGAACUCGCUCCGAACAUAGUUAUGAAACGCUACGUAAAAAGUCUCUCAUUUCAGAAUUUGGCAGUGAAUCUGGAAGUGUUAAAGAAUCAGGUGACAAAGACAGUAUCGGCUAUGAAUCUGUUAAGGAAAACAAGGAGAAAGAUGCAGGAUAUGAAGUAGUAAAAGAGAAAGACCAUGAUUAUGAAACACUCAAGGAGAAGGAUCCAGGUUAUGAGACAGUUCAAGACACUCCAGAUCAUGGCUAUGAGACAGUUCACCAAUCUGGAGUUCACCAUGGCUACGAAACACUAAAGCCCAAGCCUCCUCCCCCCAGAAUAGGGAUGCAAUCUCCCAUUCCAACUGACAGCGAAGAAAAUGUGCCAGAUAUCUUACAAAAUCUGGCAGAAGAUGCCCCAAUGCCUGAUGUGCCCCCAGAGAUCCUGGCCCUUUAUGCUCGCAUCGAUAAGAGCAAAAAGCGUCGACGUCCAGAUGCUACAGUUGAUUCCGAGCGUGCCCAGGACAGGGAAGCCUGUUCCCCAGUACCACCUACUCCUCCGCACUCACCUGUUAGCCCCAGUAUCAGUAUCAACAGCAGUACUACCACUAUAAGCGACCCCCUUACUGAUGUGAGCUAUGUUAGCGAGGGAGCUUCGGGGAUUUAUGUUGCCAAAGACUUGAUUCGAAAGUUCAACCGACUGACUGGCGAGGACGAGAUAUGUCCACGACCUCGCAGUCGACAAGGGAGCAUUGCUAGUGACACAGGCAGUCUACGUCCUCUCCCACCACUUCCCAAAGAUGCAGCUUCAUCCUUGCAGGAAACAGGGGAAAGUUGCCAGUAAUAUGGACACUCUUCACUCUCCAGCCGCUCGUUAACCCUUCAACAGCUCGGCUAAUUAGAGAUUGUUGCCGGGUGUAUGGUAAUAGCUAGGGGUAUGUGACAAAUAAUAGCUAAACAAAUAUAAAAAAAUUGCAUUUGGAAAUUUGAGUAUAGGAAGUAAUUGCAGAUAGCAAUUGCAGUCAUUUAAGUAUUAAGGAGAAGGAUUCUGCAACAUCUCCAUGCUAGCAUACACUUGACAUUAAUCAGUAUACUGUACAGUAUGUGCACCAAAACACCCUAGAUCCAGAUAUGGUAUAUAUCACAAAAUCACCAUACACAGAAUGGUUCACGCUUAAUUUACUCAUAUUAAAUACUCUUCACUUCAUUCAAUGUGGCCAGUGGCAGCUAGUUUGGAGUAUGGCCAGUUUGAGUAUGGAGUACACAAUAGUGUACUCCAUAUUCGUACUGUGUGGGGCAGUGAAAAAAGAUCACAGAGGGCACUAAAGGUCUUAAUAAGACCUCGGUGGAUAUCUGAUAUUUGCUUUUCACAUUUGUACUAAAUUUCCUUGGCUGAUAUAUUUACAGUAUACUUAAAGAGCUUAUAAAUAACAGACAUGUAGAAUGUAUCCUUACCUGAUAAAAGUUACUAAUAGGUUGAAACAUUAGUGUUGCCGACAUAUAUUCCCUUUGCCAUAUAUAGGAAGCCUGUACUUGUCGAGGCUCCUCCCACUGGGUGAACUACUGACCAUCCCACAGUAAUUGCCUCUUUUCACAUAGUAGUAAAAGGGUUUUUAUUUUGAAAUGUUUGUUUUGUUCGCUUUUUUGUGACAGAACUCAGUAUAGUGAUUAAAUAUAUUUGCACAAAUGUAGUUUGCAGUGGUUUGAUGAUGCAGCGCGGUUCUGAACAGUGUGACAGAGUGGCGAUCAGUCGAGUGUUAUGAUGUAUACUGAUGAAUGUCGAUGGGGUUGCUGUUGGUCCGCAGUACUGUAUAUUCAGAGUUACUAGAUAUAUAACAAAUAUAUACUGUAUAUAUUUGUUACUGAACUACUGGGGGAAGGGAAGGGAACUAUCAGGGGAAAGCGCUAAGCCAUUACGACUAUAUAGCGCAAACCACUGGGGGGGGGGGGGGGGAGCUCGAGUGAAGAUGCUGCGUGUCCGGCCCCCUUAUAUAUGUACCCACCUGAGCCUGUGUUGAACCCAGUUUAGUUUCUCACUUUGGUCAAUGAGAAGCUUGCGUGAUGGUUCGUGGAAUUCUUAGGGUUUUGUUACAGGUAUCAUUAGUGGUUAUUAAAUAGGUUUGUGGAUGUCAUGUGGGAUUAAUGGGAACUUUAAUUGCUUGUAAUAGAACUUCUAAGAAUUUAUAGCAGCUACGUUGCUUGUAAUACAGUUGCUAUAAUUUUAUGGCUUGGUGAACAGUGGCAUCAGGUGAAUUGAAAGGUGCCCAUCUGUUUGCAUGUUGCCCGAGGACUGAACCCAAGUGCCUCACUUGUCAGCACAGGACAUUGUUACAGGUAGACAUUCUUGUUCAUGUUUGUGUACAGCUUUAAAUAAUGUUAUGUACUGUAAAUAUCUUGUAUUCAAUUAUUAGCAUUAAGUUAACUCUAUAAAGUAGAUGUACAGUUUAGUGAUAGUUCACUAAGAUAACCUGUGUUUUGAGGGAAAUUAAUAACAGUAUACCAGUAUGUAAAUAUUUAAUUUUUCCAUAUACGACAAACCUUAAUGAUUUAGAGAUUGUUAAAUCUGUGAAGUGUGGCAAGAAUACUUUGAAUAGAUAAGCUUUAUUAGUAAAAGCUAAUUGUAAUGAAUAUCACUUUGAUUUAGUUAUCUUGGCAUCAGAUCCAAGAGUUAUUUAAUUUAGUAAAUAAACCUUGAGCAUAUA